Cuscuta europaea is the source of this 3269-nucleotide messenger RNA. The record is from the annotation of a GenBank genome assembly. Lineage: Eukaryota; Viridiplantae; Streptophyta; Magnoliopsida; Solanales; Convolvulaceae.
AAAAGAGAUUAGUUGGAGAGCUAAAUCAUCAAACAAUGCUUCAAGAAGCCUGUGAAGCUGUAUCAGGAAACCAGUGAAGCAGGCAGAAGACGAUGAACAGUAGUUGCAAACGUUAGAUUCGAAGUCCCAAAACUCAAGAACAAAACCGUUAUGGAAUCUCGAUAAGACGAGGUAGGAGAACACAAAUCAUAAAGAAUCACGUGAAUACAGCGAAAUUGAACGAACAAGUUUUGUAGAGGGAAGUGAGAUAGUGGAGGCUUUUUGCAAAUCUGUGUUUGGGGGUUGUAAAACCACAAACAUGAGUUGUACUUUGUCCUCUUCAAUAUCAUAUGUUGGCUCAUUUUGCGGAAACAUUCGAUUCAAAAACCUAAACUAUUUAGUCACUGAACCUUUUGCUAGAAUUGGUAAUUCCAACACUAAAGCUAAACUCCAAAGGUCUCAUGAUGAUGUGAUCUCUAGCCACCUUGUUCCCAGAUCCUUGGGUGAAUUGCCUGCAUUACAGAAAGAAUUGAAGGUAUCAGUUCAGAAAUCAGAGAAAAUACGAACACUGCUGAUUGAUAACUAUGACAGUUACACAUACAAUAUAUUUCAAGAACUGACUGUUGUCAAUGGGUUGCCUCCCCUGGUGGUUAAAAAUGAUGAAUGGACGUGGAGAGAGUUUUAUCAUUACAUGUAUGAAGAAAAUGCCAUCGACAACAUAGUUAUAUCACCUGGACCUGGAUCUCCAACAUGCCCCUCAGAUAUAGGACUUUGCCUGAGGCUGUUGCUUGAGUGUAGUGAUAUCCCUAUUUUAGGAAUCUGCCUUGGUCACCAGGCUCUAGGAUAUGUGCAUGGCGCUCGGGUUGUCCAUGCACCUGAACCUGUCCAUGGACGUUUGAGUGAUGUUGCACACAAUGGUUCCAAGCUAUUCCAUAAGAUCCCCUGUGGAAUAAAUUCUGGAUUUAAGGUGGUUCGAUACCAUUCUUUAGUUAUAGAGCCUGAAUCACUUCCAAGGGAACUAAUUCCUAUUGCUUGGACACCAACCUCUGAGACCACACCUUUCAUAAGAAGCUCUCAAUCUGAUUUAUAUACUCAUGCAUGUGACGGGGUGAAUGGGAGUAAAGUUUAUGUUGGACCUUUAUCCAAAGAUUUUAGAAAUGAAAGGUUAUUUUUCUCUUGUGAUACUGAAAAGAUUCCAGCUGGACAAAUCCUUAUGGGCAUCAAGCAUUCCAGCAGGCCUCAUUAUGGACUGCAGUUCCAUCCAGAGAGCGUUGCAACGUGCUAUGGAAAGCAGAUUUUCAAGAAUUUUGCCGAGAUAACCAAGGGUUACUGGCUGAGGUUGAAUUCCCCCAUUAGUGAGAAAAAUACCACUUAUGCUGAAUGCUUGCAGGCGCCUAAAGUGGACCAGAUACUCAAAGAUGCUUCAAGAGGAGGCAACAUAGGGACUAAUUUGGGUGAGAAGAAAAACACCUGUACGCAGAGCAUCAUAAAUUCUUCACAUCCCGGCUAUAAUGUAAAAUAUUUGAAGAUGAGAUGGAAAAAGCUUGAUUACCUGGCCAGCCAAAUUGGGGGAUCUAAGAAUAUAUUCUGUGAGCUAUUUGGUGGUCAGAAUACUGCAAACACAUUUUGGCUGGAUAGUUCCUCAACAGAGAAGGAAAGAGCAAGGUUUUCAUUCAUGGGCAUAAAGGGUGGGUCCCUGUGGAAGCAUGUUUCGUUUAGGUUAUCAGGUGAACGAGGCGAAGCUUAUAAAGGAGGUGGCCAGUUAACUGUAGAGGAUGCUAGUGGCUAUCUUCAAACUUCAUAUCUAGAGGAUGGAUUUUUGGAUUAUUUGAAUAAGGAGCUUGGGUCAUUUUGCUAUGAUGAAAAAGAUUAUGAAGGAUUGCCAUUUGACUUCUAUGGUGGCUAUGUCGGUUAUAUAGGGUAUGAUCUUAAAGCUGAAGCUGGCAGAGACACUAAUCGUCACAAAUCAAGGGCCCCAGAUGCUUGUUUUUUCUUUGCAGAUAAUGUUAUAGUUAUUGAUCACCACCAUGAUAAUAUCUACAUCGUAUCGCUUUAUGAAAGAAAUACAAAUACUUCCCCUUGGUUGGAUGAUAUUGAGAAAAAGCUUCUCCUCUUAAAAUCUUCAGACUCUAAGCCACAUACUCCAAACACAUCUCAAGGUUUAGAGGUCUAUCUGGCAAAAAAAUGUUUUUCUGCAGAGAAGUCUAGAGAGCAGUACAUAAAAGAUAUUGAAAAGUGUCAAGAUUAUAUCAGGGAUGGAGAAAGUUAUGAGUUGUGUCUUACAACUCAGUUGAGAUUGAGUAUAGGGGAAAUUGAUUCCCUAGGACUUUAUGUUAGUCUUAGAGUUAAAAAUCCAGCACCAUAUGCUGCAUGGCUUAAUUUUUCAAGGGAAAAUGUAUCAAUAUGUUGUUCGUCCCCCGAGAGGUUCAUGCGAUUGGACAGAGAUGGGGUUCUGGAAGCAAAACCCAUAAAAGGGACAAUAGCUCGUGGUUCAACCCCAGAGGAAGAUGAAUUGCUUAAACUAAGACUACGACACAGUGAAAAGGAUCAGGCCGAAAAUUUGAUGAUUGUUGACCUCUUGAGGAAUGACCUUGGGCGUGUAUGUGAGCCUGGCUCAGUCCAUGUCCCCCACCUUAUGGAAAUCGAAUCAUACGCAACGGUCCACACAAUGGUUAGCACAAUACGGGGACAGAAGCGGUCAGAUGUCACUGCAAUUGAUUGUGUGAAAGCCGCAUUCCCAGGUGGGUCAAUGACCGGGGCACCAAAGCUGAGAUCAACGGAAAUUCUCGACUGUCUUGAGAGUUGUUCCAGGGGCAUUUACUCUGGCUGCAUCGGCUUCUUCUCAUACAACCAAACAUUUGAUCUCAACAUUGUCAUUAGAACAGUUGUGAUACACGACGGUGAAGCCUCCAUUGGAGCAGGAGGGGCAAUCACGGCCAUGUCAAGUCCUGAAGAUGAGUAUGAAGAAAUGGUUUUGAAAACUAAAGCUCCUAGAGAUGCUGUUAUUGAGCACAUUUAGGGUGGAUAACAACAUGGGUGGGUCAUUUCAACUUUAAGAGGAAGUUGUGUUACUGUGAGUAUUUUCUCAGAGUGUACUGCGAGUAUUAUUCAGCGUCGACAGUAAUGCUCUCAGAACAUUAGGUUCUCAGAACAUUUUAUUCUAUUUUCACACAGAAAGAGUGUAAAAGGUGCUGUGUAAAAGGCUGUGGUGUUGGGUGUUACAGAUAACUUUAGGUUCUCAGAACAUUUUAUUCUAUUUUCACACAGAAAGAGUGUAAAAGGCGCUGUGU